UUUAUUUUAAUAUCCGGUUAGGGUGAAAAUACUGCAGACGACGCGACCUGAUUGUAAAUGCAUGAUAAUGGAGCACAACCCUCUCUUUGGUCCGCCACAACUACAAAGAGUUAUCAUGCCUAUGCCGCCAUCAUCGCCAUUACAGAGUUGUCCAAAAUUGGAUCACAUUUCACACAGGGAAUGUGCUGUGGAGGAUGAUACAAAAGUUGGGAUAACCACAUCUACUGUUUCUCAGAAUGAAGAGGUACAAAAGCACGAUCAAAGUUUUGUUUCAGAAAAAGUGCUACCUGUCGUAUCAAUGGGAUCUAGUCCAAUUAAGCCCCAAUCCAGUCUGGACAUGGAAGGUGCUAUGGUUGACAAAGCAAUUGAAAAUGUGCUAACUUUACCUCAAGAAUUUCAGGAAGUUAUGUCAAUGCAAAAGUUGCAGAACAAUGAAAUAGCAAAGUUUGAAAAGUGUUUAUCAUCGAUUCUGGAACAGGAAAAAAUAGCUGCAAACAACAAUGAAGCCAUUUUACAGGACAUUUCUUCAAUUGAUCGAAAGAUUUAUUUUACAAAAGAAUCUUUUGCUGAAAAACUGAAUAUGUGUUCCAAACUUACUAAAGAUAUUGAAGAGUUAAUAACUGAGGUUGAGCAACUGAAUCAAAAGAUGAAAAAAUCAAAAGGCAGCUUAGAUGAGGAGUUGAAGAUAAUACACAGUUAUGAGGAUAAGAUGAAACAUUACAAAAUAAAAUCACAAAAUUUUGAGGCCUCGUCAGAUCUUCAGGGAGAGUCAUUGGAAAUACAGGAACGUUUAAACCAACUACAAACAGAAAGAAACCAGUCAUCACUGGAGACAGCGUGCCAAGAAACGUUUAAUGAAUUUAAAGAAAAGUUUGAAAACCAAAUAAAAGAAAAUAAGAAACUAAUUUCAGAAAAUGAAAGGCAGAUUGCAGAUAAGUACUCCCAAAUUUCACAUGAGAAGAAGAAGCAGGAGAAUAUGAGCAAGAGCCUUCAAGUUCUUGAAAAAAGGAAUGCUGCGCAGUUACUUCGAAUAAGGAAGCAAGUUUCGGAAGCACAGAUGAGAAAUCGUACAUGGAAUAGUCAAAUACAACAACUUCAGCAAAAUAUAUUGGUGUUACAUGAAAAAAUUCAGAGUAGUACUGUGAAUCUACAAUAGAGUUGUUGGUGAUGACGUCAGAUUUGGCUGCCGCAGCGGGGACGGAUGCGUUAGUUGAGGUAGUGAUGACGCUGGAGGUUGUACACAGAGACGGUAGCUUCAGGCUGUCUAAAGUCAAAGAACGGGUGCCUAUCCCCAUAGA
This is a messenger RNA of Ostrea edulis (European flat oyster), 1298 nucleotides long. RefSeq names its product thyroid receptor-interacting protein 11-like. The record is from RefSeq and is a predicted model, not a curated record. NCBI's taxonomy places the organism in Eukaryota, Metazoa, Mollusca, Bivalvia, Ostreida, Ostreidae. Bases 62 to 1156 code for a protein of 364 amino acids. The transcript is spliced from 12 exons.